UUUUUUUUCUCUCUCUACUCUCUUUCUCUCUCUAGAGGAAAAAUAACCAAAAAAAUAAAAAAACAAAAUAAAGAAACAAAAUCAAAUCCUUUCCUUUUUAGGUUAUUAUUAUUAGAUUACAAGCCCUAAACUUCUUUAUAUUCUUUGGUUUGAUUUUGUUUUGUUUGUUUUGUUUUUGCUGUGUUUGGUUUUGGUUUUAUUUUGUUUCUUUUUCUUUUGAGAGGAGAAGUGAUAUGGCGGCAGCAGCAGCAGCAGUUACUACAACAGAGAUACCAGUGGAUACUGUGACGGUGGCUGCUAAUGGUGGUGGUGGUGGUGGUAGUGGUGGUGGUAGUGGUGGUGGUAAUGGUAGUGGUGAGGGUGGACAGUUUGCCAAUUUAUCAUUAUAUGUAGGGGAUCUGGAACAGAAUGUGAAUGAAGAACAAUUAUAUGAUCUCUUUAGCCAAAUAGCACAAGUUGUUUCUGUUAGGGUUUGCAGAGAUCAAACGAAACGAUCUUCUCUUGGUUACGGUUACGUGAAUUUCAGUAAUCCUCAAGAUGCUGCAAAUGCUAUGAAGGCUCUGAAUUUCACUCCCUUGAAUGGGAAACCUAUCAGGAUUAUGUUUUCUCAUCGAGAUCCUAGUAUUAGAAAAAGUGGCUAUGGCAAUGUUUUUAUUAAGAACUUGGACUCAACUCUUGAUAACAAGUUGUUGCAUGAGACAUUUGCUGCCUUUGGGACAGUCCUUUCUUGCAAGGUAGCUGUUGAUAGCAAUGGCCAAUCUAAGGGUUAUGGUUUUGUACAGUUUGAAAAUGAGGAAUCUGCAGAAAGAGCUAUCAGUUUCUUGGAUGGCAUGUGUUUAAAUGAUAAACAAGUUUAUGUUGGAUUUUUUGUACGACAACAGGAGAGAACUCGGACAAAUGGUUCCCCAAAGUUUACUAAUGUUUAUGUUAAGAACUUGUCUGAGACAAUAACCAAUGAGGAUCUUGAGAAAGUUUUUGGUGUUUACGGGACCAUAACUAGUGCACUUGUUAUGAAGGAUCAAACUGGCAAGUCUAGAGGAUUUGGAUUUGUGAACUUUCAGGACCCAGAUUCUGCUGCUGCCGCUGUUGAGAAACUGAAUGGGACCACAGCCCAUGAUGACAAAGCUUGGUAUGUUGGUAGGGCCCAAAGGAAAUCAGAACGGGAGGCAGAGUUGAAAGCCAAGUUCGAACAGGAAAGAAACAGUAGAUAUGAAAGGUUAAAGGCUGCAAAUUUAUAUCUGAAAAAUCUUGAUGACAACAUUAAUGAUGUGAAACUGAAGGAAUUGUUUUCUGAAUUUGGGUCAAUAACAUCAUGCAAGGUCAUGCUUGAUCACCAAGGUGUGAGUAAGGGCUCUGGUUUUGUUGCUUUCUCUACCCCUGAGGAAGCUUCAAGAGCUCUGAAGGAAAUGAAUGGAAAGAUGAUUGGGAGGAAACCUCUUUAUGUUGCUAUUGCCCAACGCAAAGAAGAAAGAAAGGCUCGACUACAGGCCCAUUUUGCCCUAGUUCGAGCGCCUGGUGCACUGGCUCCUUUGCCUUCCGGUAUUCCUGGCUAUAAUGCAGGGGCACCAAGGCUUGCACCACAGCAACUUUACUUUGGUCAAGGGACACCUGGUAUGAUGCCCCCUCAGCAUGCAGGGUAUGGCUUCCAGCAGCAAAUCUUGACCAGUAUGCGCCCCGCUGUUGGCCCAAACUUUAUCUUUCCAUAUCACCUUCAAAGACAGGGUCAACCUGGGCAACGGAUGGGGAUGCGGCGUGGGGGGAACCCUCAACAGAUGCAGCAGCAGCAGCAGCUACUUCACCGUAACAACAAUCAAGGAUUAAGAUACGUUGGCAAUGCAAGAAACAGCGGGAAUUCGUCUGUUGUUCCACAAGGUCUAGCAGGUCCCAUGGUUCCAUUGCCCUUUGAGGUUUCAGGAGCUUCAGUAGAUGUUCAGCCACCAGUUACCAUCUCAACCCUUGCAUCUGCAUUGGCUUCUGCUACCCCAGAGAAACGGACUGAGAUGCUGGGUGAUCACCUUUAUCCGCUUGUGGAGAGGCUUCAGCCAGAUCACGUGGCAAAGGUGACUGGGAUGCUAUUAGAGAUGGAUCAAACAGAGGUACUACAUCUCAUUGAGUCUCCUGAUUCUCUGAAAAAGAAGGUGGCUGAAGCAAUGCAAGUUCUUCGAGAAGCUACUGCUAAUGUUGGCGACCAGCUUGGCUCAUUGGUGCUGAAUGAAUGAAGUGCACCUUACUUUCGUGGUUGGUAUUAUUUGGGCCCAUCUAUUACAGGGCCUGAUGAGCAUUGAUUUGGGGCUAUUCUCCUAAACUAAUUUUCUAGAAUCAAUUUUGUCGGCUAUUUUAGUUUUUUGAUCUAGAACAGUGGGUUUAAAAGAUUGGAGACUUUUAGAAUUCUUUUAUUUGGUUCUUUAGAUUUUUCUGUUCCUAUUUGACAUUGUCAUAGUUUUGGUUAUCUUUGGAAUUUUUCUGGUUAUUGCUCUAUACACAUCCGACAUUAUAUUUACUCA
Molecule: messenger RNA, 2504 nt
Organism: Ricinus communis (castor bean)
Lineage: Eukaryota; Viridiplantae; Streptophyta; Magnoliopsida; Malpighiales; Euphorbiaceae
Product: polyadenylate-binding protein 3
Exons: 7
Coding region: 234-2219 (661 amino acids)
Cellular component (GO): ribonucleoprotein complex
Molecular function (GO): RNA binding
Source: RefSeq, a predicted model, not a curated record